AUGACGAAAUGGAGUGCAUCAUGUGUGGCCACGUCGAUUACAGCUACACGAGAGGGCCGUCGAGUAACCGCAAAGAACUUGCUGAGCACGGCUACGCAGUACGUAUUCCGCUACGUCGGCGACUUUCCGGCCCUGUCCGAGACCUUAGCCCACGUCAAGGUGGUGCGGAUUCGCAACAGAGCGGGCUUCGACGUCGAGUGCCCGUUCUGCUCUCAGGCGAUGGAAGAGGCGUCCCUUUCCGGCAAGCGACCGGAGGCGAGGGAGCGGCGCUUCAAGUGCACGGACGGGCAUCGCGUGUCCCUUAUUCCCGGCAAGACCGGCGUGGAGGGCUGGCGAUAG
Geodia barretti is the source of this 339-nucleotide messenger RNA. The record is from the annotation of a GenBank genome assembly. Lineage: Eukaryota; Metazoa; Porifera; Demospongiae; Tetractinellida; Geodiidae.